Molecule: messenger RNA, 2359 nt
Organism: Drosophila arizonae
Lineage: Eukaryota; Metazoa; Arthropoda; Insecta; Diptera; Drosophilidae
Gene: Hcs
Product: holocarboxylase synthetase-like protein
Biological process (GO): protein modification process
Cellular component (GO): cytoplasm
Molecular function (GO): biotin--[biotin carboxyl-carrier protein] ligase activity
Source: RefSeq, a predicted model, not a curated record
AAUUAAGCAGCUGAUUAUAAAACGUGUUACUGUGAAUGGCACAUAUUCUUAUCUAUCGCUUUGAUAAGCAUAAAAGCGUCCUCUGGAAUCUGCGUGUGCAGUAAUCAACAAUAAAUGUCAUGGCAUAGCAGAAUGCGAAAACUGUGUCAAACCGUUGCUAAGGAAGCGCGUAAAAGACAGUGCGCUCCAGAAGUGAUAAAAGCAAAUCUAAUUUGCUUACAUUACGAAACCGCAAAUUGAUUUUAUUGCAAGGGGACCUAUAUAUUAGAUAGUGUGAAGCUGUGUCAAGCAGUGCAUGGUGAUACUUAAAAUCUAAAGCUUCGUGACCGUUGCCCCCAUUUUGUCCAAGAUGUUAACCCUCUAUUACGUGAGCGCCACUUUGGUGCAGUCCUGGCGUAUUCAAAGGGCCUGCAACAAAAUUGCUGAGCAAUUAGCGCAGUCAUCAAGCGUAGCGUUUUAUGCACUUCAAUCUGGCAGAGACGACGGAUUCGAUCCUACAAUAGCCAGCUCAGAGCUGUGCUGUAAUCGGAACGUGGCUAAGGUAACGGAUAUACUGUGGUUGCAUGGCAACCAGCAUGGUUGCUGCCUGCGUCCACUGCAAUCAGUGCAAAUUACGCCAUGGAUUAGCUUUCCAUCAGCCCCCAGUUUGCUACCGUUCGCCUAUGCUGCGGACACUGCUACCCCCACAGUAACUCCAACAGAAAUCGAACCUCAACCCAGAAUAAGUCUGUCCCCGGACACGGCGCAACAUCUACAAUUGUUGAUCGAGGCGAAUAUUGACUUGCAGCAGCGGGAAGCCAGCACACAAAGCUGUGUACCGGUGCAGCUGGAAAAUUACGGUAAGCUAAUUGCAUGGAAAAUAGAUUCCCACCUGGCGGUGCUCAUCGAGACGGAUAUUGAGCACUUCACAAAACUAUUGAUAAUGACAUUUUUACAAAAUAAUUUAUACAUUAAUGAUCAGCUGCCACUAAUGAGGAUUGAGUCUGUGCAGCGCGAGGGUGAACCACAGCCUUUUCAGYUGCUGGCUAAUCAUCUGAAGCGCCAAUCACGCAAGGCGGUCGAACUCAGUGCGGAGGGCUGGCAAAAGCAUCUGGAGGAUCUGCGUGCGCUCGGCGUAUUGGCUCACCAGGCUACUGAGUUCGAGCAGCAGAAGAACCGCAAUGAAUUGAAGCCUAGUACUCCCAAGCAGGAGCCCUUGCAGCAGCGACAGGAGCAGUCGCCCGUGGCAGCCCAAGCCAGCCUUAAGGCAGUGGCUAUAGUAGAGCCCACCACCAAGACACCGUCUCCUGCCAAGCCAACCCAGCUGAAGCAGCCGACUCCAGUUGAACAUCUUCUAAGCAAGCCUAGUGAUUUCGAAAAAGGGACUGCCACGACGAAGACUGACAAUUCAUCAACCAACACCAGGGAAAUGGMAAAGUCCCCAGGAGUYGAGGACAAUGCAGGCACGCCCGUCGCAAAGGCAUCUACUCCGAGCAGAAGUUUUGUGGCUGUGAAACCAAGUUCGCCACCGUCCGAAACUCCAUCCGCCACCCGAUUGACCGGUCAGACACACCAGUUGGAAGUCAAAGUGUUGGGCACUGAGGAGACUUGGAAUACACCUAGUCUGAUGUUGGCUAAAAGCUUGCAGAGUGGCGGCAAAGCCGUCUUUUCUCAGGUUCACUUGGAGACUAAUCCCAACGAGUUUGAGUUUGAUGAAGUCAAGUUUGCAAUCUUAAAGCAAAGCGAACGCAUACGUAUCGAAAUCUUURCGGACCURUUGCGCAAGUACCUGGAGGUGCAGGUGCGAAGUACCGACUCUGAAGGUGCUGCGUCUGCCGCAGUUGUCUUCAAACAUGCCUAUUUCUUGGGUCGUCAUGAGUCCAAGUUUGAGCUCCUGGAGAAAUUGCGUCCACGUUGCAGCAGCAAUGACAACGUCAUCAUAAUGCCCAAAUUAUCAAUUAAGUUCUGUGGCAAAGAUGACAAGCCGCCGGCCGCAAACGCAAAUGUAUUACCCAUUCUGAUACAUUCCUGUCCGGAUGAUUUCUCCACAGUCGAUUACUUUGAUAAUCUGAAAACGGAGCAUAUUGGACGYUUGGUCAUCUAUGCGCCAGUCUUGAGUAGCUCAAUGCAUGUCAUCAACGACAUGGAGCUAGUGCAUGGCAUUGCUGUGCUGCCGGUUCAGCAGACAGCGGGGGUCGGUCGCAGCGGUAAUCAGUGGCUGAGUCCUUUGGGAUGCGCAAUGUUUUCUACACAGCUGCACAUCGACAUGGACUCGCCUUUGGGCACACGCCUGCCGUUGGUACAGCAUCUGAUUGGUGCUGCAGUGGUGAAUACUCUUCGAGGUCAUAAGCUAUAUAGGGUAAGUGCUGAGAUAAUAUAA